GCGUGCCCCACCCACUUCCCCCCCUCUCUCCGCAUCUCUCCGAGCCUGAUCGGGAGCAGCCUUGUGCUCUUGGCAUCUCGCAACAUUAGCAUCACUCCCCCGCUUUUCUCUUUUAAAGUCCCGCCUCCCUUUUUGUCCUCUCGGGCCCCUCGGAGACCUUGCAUCCCUCCUGCCUCCUUUUCCUACCUCCCGUCGCCUCUACCUCCUGCUUUAUCCCGCGCCCGCCGCGAAUGGAUUUGCCCGCCAGCCAGUGCAAAAAAGUCAAGCUGAGCAACAAAGUGCAGAGCUGGGGGAUGCAGAGAGCUACCAAUGUCACCUAUCAAGCCCACCAUGUUAGCAGAAAUAAGAGAGGUCAGGUGGUAGGGACCAGAAGUGGAUUUCGGGGAUGCACAGUAUGGCUAACAGGACUGUCUGGAGCUGGAAAGACCACUGUUAGUAUGGCACUUGAAGAAUAUCUGGUAUGCCAUGGCAUUCCUUGCUAUACCUUAGAUGGUGACAACAUCAGACAAGGCCUCAAUAAGAAUCUAGGUUUUUCACCAGAAGACAGAGAAGAAAAUGUACGUCGGAUUGCUGAGGUUGCUAAAUUAUUUGCAGAUGCUGGCUUGGUGUGCAUUACUAGCUUUAUUUCUCCUUAUACCCAGGACCGCAACAAUGCAAGACAAAUUCAUGAAGUAGUAAGUCUUCCUUUCUUUGAAGUAUUUGUGGAUGCUCCAUUGUAUGUUUGUGAACAGAGGGAUGCGAAAGGCCUCUAUAAAAAAGCUCGUGCUGGUGAAAUUAAAGGUUUUACUGGCAUUGACUCAGAGUAUGAAAAACCUGAAGCUCCUGAGUUGGUGCUCAAAACAGAUACCUGUGAUGUCAAUGAUUGCGUUCAACAAGUUGUGGAACUUCUACAAGAACGGGAUAUUGUACCAGUGGAUGCCUCUUAUGAAGUGAAAGAACUAUAUGUGCCUGAAAAUAAGCUUAAGCUGGCCAAAACAGAUGCAGAAACAUUGCCAACUCUGGAAAUAAAUAAGGUUGAUAUGCAGUGGGUUCAAGUUCUUGCAGAGGGCUGGGCAACCCCACUUAAUGGCUUUAUGAGAGAAAGAGAAUAUCUUCAGUGCCUUCAUUUUGACUGUCUACUGGAUGGUGGAGUCAUUAAUUUAUCAGUGCCUAUAGUGAUGUCAGUUACAGAGGAAGACAAGGAGAGACUGGAUGGAUGCACAGCUUUUGCUUUGCUAUAUGAUAAUCGGCGCGUGGCUAUUGUUCGCAACCCAGAGUUCUACGAGCAGAGAAAAGAAGAACGUUGUGCCAGACAGUGGGGAACAACAUGCAAAGAGCACCCAUAUAUCAAGAUGGUUAUGGAACAAGGGGAUUGGCUAGUGGGUGGUGAUCUUCAAGUCCUGGAUCGAAUUUAUUGGAAUGAUGGUCUUGACCAGUACCGACUCACACCUGCUGAGUUAAAGCAGAAGUUCAAAGACAUGAAUGCUGAUGCUGUCUUUGCUUUCCAAUUGCGUAACCCUGUGCACAAUGGACAUGCCCUGUUGAUGCAGGAUACUCAUAAGCAGCUUCUGGAUCGAGGUUACAGGCGCCCAGUUCUGCUUUUGCAUCCUCUGGGUGGCUGGACAAAGGAUGAUGAUGUUCCUUUGAUGUGGCGAAUGAAGCAACAUGCAGCAGUGCUAGAGGAAGGAAUAUUGAAUCCAGAAACAACUGUUGUGGCCAUAUUUCCCUCUCCGAUGAUGUAUGCUGGACCAACUGAGGUUCAGUGGCAUUGCAGGGCGAGAAUGGUAGCUGGAGCAAACUUCUAUAUAGUGGGCCGAGAUCCCGCUGGAAUGCCACAUCCAGAGACUGGAAAAGACCUCUAUGAUCCAACCCAUGGUGCCAAAGUCCUGACUAUGGCACCAGGCUUGAUAACAUUGGAAAUUGUACCUUUUAGAGUGGCAGCGUAUAAUAAGAAAAAGAAGUGCAUGGAUUACUACGACUCCCAAUUCCAUGAAGAUUUUGAAUUCAUUUCAGGAACUCGCAUGCGCAAACUGGCUCGAGAAGGUCAAAAUCCUCCUGAAGGUUUCAUGGCUCCUAAAGCAUGGACUGUGCUGACAGAGUAUUACCAAACCUUGGAAAAAGUUUAAGCUGCUCUUAUUAAUUACAGAUCAACUUUGACACUUGAUUUAUUAACAAGACAGGGGACCACCCAGUUAUGCUGCUUUGUUGCAGCUUCCGUCAGAAAACUUUUCCUAAAUAUCUUCCUUAGGAACCAUUCUCUGCUUUUCUUACGUGUUUUAUUACAUAUUGCUAACAAACUGUUUUUUUAAUGUCCUCUUUUAUUUACGUUCUUUUUAUUACAGUAGGAUUUUUUAAAAAAAUCCUUCAUUUUAAUAUUCUAUUUACUCUUCUUUAUUUGAGCUCUCUUUUUGGGGAUGCUAAAACUUAACUUUUUUCCUUUCACUUUCUGUAAUGGAAUUCCAACACUGUGGUUUAUAAUUUAAGGAAUAGUUAUUUCAGUCUGAUUACAUGAGCUAGAAGCAGGUGCUGAAUUUGAUCACCAUAAAGUAGAAUUUAAUGUACUACACUUGUAUCUUUUGGUCUGGACUUUGACGUUCGUCUAUCGAAUCUCCAAAGUAGCUUUGGAUUGGAAAUUACAUGUUGUUUGAUAAAUGUGUGAUUUUUGUUUUUGCCUAGUUUUUUCUUGAUCAUGUAAAAAUUGUGGGAAAUACAACAGGGCAGUCUGAUUAUAUGGAUCAAUAUUAAUUUUGUUUCCUAUGUUUCUGGUGAUUGUAACACUAUUACUGUCUUUUAAGCUUUUGAUUUAAUCUUUUCUGCUCAAUAUAGUGCUUUUUAAAAAGUA
This is a messenger RNA of Crotalus tigris (Tiger rattlesnake), 2821 nucleotides long. RefSeq names its product 3'-phosphoadenosine 5'-phosphosulfate synthase 1 (gene PAPSS1). The record is from RefSeq and is a predicted model, not a curated record. Gene Ontology annotation, molecular function: ATP binding; sulfate adenylyltransferase (ATP) activity; adenylylsulfate kinase activity. The transcript has 12 exons. Lineage: Eukaryota; Metazoa; Chordata; Lepidosauria; Squamata; Viperidae. Gene Ontology annotation, biological process: 3'-phosphoadenosine 5'-phosphosulfate biosynthetic process; sulfate assimilation. The coding region runs from base 231 to 2105 and encodes 624 amino acids.